AUGGCUGAAACACUAAAAGACCCAAAUGAAGCCUCAGCUAAGGACAAUUUUCCAAAUAAUAAAAGAGAAUCAAAAAUAAUUUAUAAAUAUGUCAUCUCGUUCACUCUCUUGCACCUCGCCGCGUUAUAUGGCUUGUAUUUAUGUUUGACAUCAGUGAAAUGGCUCACUAUUGGAUUCAGUUUGCUGAUGUAUCAAUUAUCUAUACUCGGAAUUACUGCAGCUGCUCAUAGACUCUGGUCUCACAGAAGCUACAAAGCAAAAUUUCCGCUGCAAGUGAUUCUUAUGGUGUUCAAUUGCAUGAGUUUCCAAAACUCAGCUUUAAAUUGGUGCCGGGACCAUCGAGUGCACCAUAAAUGCUCUGACACCGAUGGUGAUCCCCACAACGCGAGCCGAGGAUUCUUCUUCUCGCACAUUGGAUGGCUGAUGACCAAAAAAUCCGAAGAGGUGAAACGACAAGGCAAAUCUAUCGAUAUGUCUGACUUAUACAACAACCCUGUCUUACGUUUCCAGAAAAAAUAUGCGGUACCUUUAAUUGGAACUAUCUGCUUCAUUCUCCCGACUUUUAUACCGAUGUAUUUUUGGGGUGAAACCUUGAACAAUGCUUGGCAUAUGAACAUACUCCGCUAUGUCCUUUCUCUGCACGCGACGUGGUGUGUCAAUAGUGUUGCCCACAAAUGGGGUUAUAAGCCGUACGACAAAAAUAUAUUGCCAAGUCAAAAUAUUCUUCUCAGUACUGCCAUGCUUGGCGAAGGAUUCCACAACUAUCACCACGUGUUCCCGUGGGACUACCAGGCAGCUGAACUUGGGAAUAAGAAAUUUAACCACACUACUUACUUCAUAGACUUUUUUGCGUGGGUUGGAUGGGCAUAUGACCUGAAGUCUUCUUCCGAAGAAGUUGUACGGAAUCGAGCGGAGAGAACUGGCGAUGGAACUGACCUAUGGGGUGAACGUGAUAAACGUAAUUGUGUAGAAUAAUAAUAAUAUUUUUACUAAUUAUUUAAGUUUGGAUAGUUAUAGCACAGUUAUAGUGAUUUUAAAGAAAUGGCAGCUAUAACUGAGUAUUUAAAACUGUCUGACAUAGUACAAACUUUGUUGAGUUUGGGACUAGGGCGCAGUGUAAAAUGUUCAAGGAUGUUAUUUAUUUUAUUUAUGUCGAGUAUGUGAAUAAAUGGUAAAAUAUUGACAA
Molecule: messenger RNA, 1186 nt
Organism: Ostrinia nubilalis (European corn borer)
Lineage: Eukaryota; Metazoa; Arthropoda; Insecta; Lepidoptera; Crambidae
Product: acyl-CoA Delta(11) desaturase-like
Exons: 3
Coding region: 1-975 (324 amino acids)
Biological process (GO): unsaturated fatty acid biosynthetic process
Cellular component (GO): endoplasmic reticulum membrane
Molecular function (GO): stearoyl-CoA 9-desaturase activity; iron ion binding
Source: RefSeq, a predicted model, not a curated record